Messenger RNA from Pediculus humanus corporis (human body louse), 1569 nucleotides. Its product is annotated as Meiosis-specific transcription factor mei4, putative. The transcript has 10 exons. Lineage: Eukaryota; Metazoa; Arthropoda; Insecta; Psocodea; Pediculidae. The record is from RefSeq and is a predicted model, not a curated record. Bases 1 to 1569 code for a protein of 522 amino acids. Gene Ontology annotation, molecular function: transcription cis-regulatory region binding; DNA-binding transcription factor activity, RNA polymerase II-specific. Gene Ontology annotation, biological process: regulation of transcription by RNA polymerase II.
AUGGAUUAUUAUUUAAGCAGUCAAUCCCUGCAAAAUGGACCAGAUUCACUUUCGCUACAGGAAAUGUUAGAUAUGGAUAUUAAAUCAGAAAAUGAUUUUGAAAACAUUUUUAGUUGCGGUGCUCCAGGAGACAAUAAUGUGUGGCUAACUUCAUCGAGUGACAGUCACUCUUUAUUAGGUGGAGAUAUUAAUUCAAGUUUAAGUUUAGAUUUAAGUAGCGGAGAAACAAGAAUGGUUUGUCCUAACUCUGUAAUACCAGUUACAGUAAUUCAAAUUCCUUAUGAUAAUACUGAAACUAAUGGAAAUCUUAAAGGGAGUUUUCUGGGUGAAAAUGAAGAUGAUGAAGAUGCAUUUCACGAAGAGGAAUAUUUAAAACAUGGAAUUAGUUUCUCAUCCGAUUUGGAUAUAAAGCAAGAAUAUAUAACUGAAUCAGAAGAAGAAGAAACUUUUCAAGAGGCUUAUGCUAGAGCUGUCGCUAUAAAAAGCAAUCAAACAAACAAGGGAAAACCUAAAACACCUGUGGCAAACCAAAUUUCAAAAUCAAAUAAUCAUGUUAUAAAUCGAACUCCUGUUAGUACAAAGAAAUCUGUCUCAUCUGUUAGGUCAAUUAAUGCUAAAAAAAGACUGCAAGAUUAUGGUGGCGAAUCAGAAUUGGUUAAAUCUUCAUAUCCUAAACCCGCUUAUUCUUACAGUUGCUUAAUUGCAAUGGCAUUGAAAAAUAGUCCCAACGGCAGCUUGCCCGUAUCGGAAAUUUAUAACUUUAUGUGUGAACAUUUUCCAUAUUUUAAAACUGCUCCGAACGGUUGGAAAAAUUCCGUAAGACAUAAUUUAAGUCUAAAUAAAUGUUUUGAAAAAAUAGAAAAACCAGCGACGAACGGGUCACAGCGAAAAGGUUGUUUGUGGGCAAUGAAUCCAAAAAAAAUUGGGAAAAUGGAUGAAGAAGUUCAAAAGUGGUCUAAAAAAGAUAAAUUAGCUAUUAAAAAAUCAAUGGUAUAUCCAGAAAGUUUAGAUGCAUUAGAAAGAGGUGAAUUAUCUGGAAAUUACAAUCAAAAUUUAGGUUCAAUAGAAACAAUACAUAGCGAAAUGGAAUCUGAAGAAGAAGCUUGGGACCAAACAAGACAAAAUAGUUGGGAUUUUAAAAGAGAAGAUGUUUCCGAAUGUGAAAACAAUUCCGUUACGGCACGUUUAAGCGCAGAACAGGUAAAAUCUGUUUUCCCCUCGAACGAUGAAGAAUUUGAUGACAGUGAUAUUAGCCUCACGGAUUUCGACAUUGAAGUCGCAGAAUCAAUUUACAAUGAAAUAGAUUCACCAAUAAAAAAGAAAAUGAGGUUAAAUAUAACUCCGCAAGCGGGAGCGUUCACGUCAAUGUCUGGAAUCGGGUUGUCCGGUGGGGCAACGUAUACGUUUAAUUCUCAAACUACUGGAGAAAUAAGUCCUAAAAGAUUUAAAAGCUUAGGUGGUAACACAAUUUCCGGUAAUUAUGUUUAUAAACCGUUGGGUACACCGUCUUCCAGAAGAAAAUCACCUCUGAGACCAACAAUAUUAUCAUCGUUAGAAGCAGACGACUAA